This is a messenger RNA of Fusarium proliferatum ET1, 780 nucleotides long. RefSeq lists its product as uncharacterized. The record is from RefSeq and is a predicted model, not a curated record. Bases 1 to 780 code for a protein of 259 amino acids. NCBI's taxonomy places the organism in Eukaryota, Fungi, Ascomycota, Sordariomycetes, Hypocreales, Nectriaceae. The transcript has a single exon.
AUGGCGGACCCUCUUUCCAUCUCAGCGAGCAUCGCUGGGUUAGUUGCUCUUGCCGAUCUCGUCUUUCGAUCAGGCACCAAAUACGUCAAGGGCUACAGAGGCACCCCAACAGAGGUUGGAAACCUCAUGCGCGAAGUCAGAAGUCUCUCUGUCAUCUUGCACAACCUUUCUCUUGUCGCUUUUGACCUGGAAGAAACCGAACGACCCGAAACAACUGCUGCUGUUCACGAGCCGCCGCCUGCUCUUCAACCGCAUUAUCUCCAUGAUUGCCACCAGCUGCUGAGACGCUUGGAGACAGGUCUUUCGCGUAUAGAGGCUUCCCUAGACUCGGGUUCUGGGCGCCAAAGACUGCAAGCUCGACUGAAAUGGCCAUUCACUUCAACCGAGUCCAAGGACAUGAUCCAGGAUAUACAACGCUACAACCAGAUCAUCCACACAGCUCUUGCCGCCGACUCUCUAGCCAAGCUCAAACAUUGCUUAUCCCGACAAAUCGAAAUGAAGGAUGGCCUUGAAAAGAUCAAUCGCACCGCUGAAAAGAUCUUGGAUAUACAAGUCAAGAUUGCCCUCGAUACCAAAAGGAAUCAAGUUCUCGAAGAUUUUGGCCAAUUCAAUCCUCGGGGUGAAUACGAGACGAACAAUAGACUACGGCAUGACCUUACCGGCCUCUGGCUCACGCAAGGUCCAGAGUUUGACUGCUGGUACUCGACUCCAGCUUCAAGGCUCUGGUGUAGUGGUAUACCUGGUGCUGGGAAGUCUGUCCUUUUCUGCAGCCGUGAUUAA